This is a messenger RNA of Lathyrus sativus (Indian pea), 1143 nucleotides long. The record is from the annotation of a GenBank genome assembly. NCBI's taxonomy places the organism in Eukaryota, Viridiplantae, Streptophyta, Magnoliopsida, Fabales, Fabaceae.
AUGAGAACAAGAAGAGGCUCUUGUUAUCUAGAACCUGAAACAGUCAUGUGUUCCUUUGGGAAAAGAAAGAAGGACAUGCAUAUUUCCAAGGAAACUAUUUUUUGUGGAAAGAGACCGAAGAAAUGUUUGGAGAAAACUUGUUCGGAAUAUGAUUUCUUUGAGGCUUUGCCAGAUGAUAUUGUUAUUUCUAUCUUCUGCAGGCUUAGUUCUACCGCCACUUCACCUUCCGAUUUUGUAACCGUUUUAUCAACGUGUAAAAGAUUCCAAAGAUUAGCACUUCAUUCUCUUGUGUUAUCAAAAGCUUCUCCAAGAACUUUCUGCAUCAGAGCGAAAAACUGGUGCGAAUCGGCACAGAGAUUUCUUAAACAGUGUGCUGAGGCAGGGAAUGUUGAAGCCUGUUAUACUUUGGGAAUGAUUCGGUUUUACUGUUUGCAAAACAGAGGGAGCGGUGCUUCGCUUAUGGCGAAAGCUGCGAUGAACUCUCACGCGCGUGCACUUUACUCGCUUGCGGUUAUACAGUUUAACGGCAGCGGCGGUACCAAAAGUGAUAAGGACCUCCGUGCCGGCGUUGCUUUAUGUGCCAGAGCCGCUUUCCUCGGCCAUAUCGACGCGCUCCGUGAGCUUGGACACUGUUUACAAGACGGUUACGGUGUGAAACAGAAUAUCUCCGAGGGGAGGCGGUUUCUUAUUCAGGCCAACGCACGUGAACUCGCCGGCGUUUUGUCAACCGACACCGCCGCGCGUCAGUUAGUUAAUGCCAAUCUUCAAUCUCAGCUACGAAACGUUGCGGUGUCUGGAUGUCCACUUUUGAGCGAUUUUGGAUGUAAUGUUCCGGCGCCGGAGCCGCAUCCGUCGAGUCGGUUUAUGACGGAGUGGUUUGCCGCUCGCGGAGGAUCGAAUGGUUCGGGUUUGAGGCUCUGUUCACAUGCUAGUUGUGGGAGGCCGGAGACGCGGAAGCACGAGUUUCGAAGGUGUUCGGUUUGUGGUGCGGUGAAUUAUUGCUCGCGUGCGUGUCAAGCGCUUGAUUGGAAGUUCCGUCAUAAGGCGGAGUGUGCUCCGGUGGAGCGGUGGCUUGAUGAGGAUGGUGAUGACGACGGCGAAGAUGACGGCGACCGUGAGGUAAUGGUUAUGGAGGAUAGUUAA